Alternaria atra is the source of this 4551-nucleotide messenger RNA. RefSeq lists its product as uncharacterized. Gene Ontology annotation, cellular component: cytoplasm. The coding region runs from base 1 to 4551 and encodes 1516 amino acids. The record is from RefSeq and is a predicted model, not a curated record. Gene Ontology annotation, molecular function: ATP binding; protein serine/threonine kinase activity. The transcript is spliced from 5 exons. Gene Ontology annotation, biological process: protein phosphorylation. Lineage: Eukaryota; Fungi; Ascomycota; Dothideomycetes; Pleosporales; Pleosporaceae.
AUGGUCUCACACCCGUCCAGACCAUCGCAUGCGGCUUCGAAUUCGCGCUCGUCGCAAGCCUCAACCUCCAACUCCCACACGCCCGGCCACUCGAAGAAGUCGUCAUCCUCGUCCAACCACAACGGCCAAGCCCGCGAGCGCGAACAGCGGCCGAGCAGAGAGGGAACAGCGCAAAAGGCAGCCCAAGAUGUGGCGGGUCUCAAGGACUUCCAGCUGGGCGAUUGCCUGGGCAAAGGCGCAUUUGGCAGCGUAUAUAGGGCGCUCAACUGGGGCACGGGCGAGACGGUCGCUAUCAAGCAGGUCCGCCUCGAGAACCUGGGCGCCGCCGACCUCAAGAACAUGGAGAUGGAGAUUGACCUGCUCAAGAACCUAAACCAUCCCAACAUUGUCAAGUACCACGGCUUCGUGAGGAGCUCCGAGAGUCUAUACAUUAUCCUGGAGUACUGCGAGAACGGAUCGUUGCACAGCAUCUGCAAGAACUUUGGAAAGUUCCCCGAAAACCUCGUUGCGCUGUACAUGUCGCAGGUCCUCCACGGCCUACUCUACCUCCACGAACAGGGUGUCAUACACAGGGAUAUCAAAGGUGCAAACAUCCUUACAACCAAGGAGGGCCUGGUCAAGCUGGCCGACUUCGGUGUAGCGACCAAACAGUCGGGUCUGGAUCAGUCGAGCGUCGUGGGCACACCCUACUGGAUGGCUCCGGAGGUUAUCGAACUCUCGGGAGCUACUACAUCGUCAGAUAUCUGGAGUUUGGGAUGCACAGUCAUCGAGCUGAUUGAGGGAAAACCGCCAUACCACAAGUUGCAGCCCAUGCAAGCUCUUUUCAGAAUUGUCAACGAUGAGCACCCGCCAAUACCUGGAAGUGCCUCUCCGCUGCUGCGUGAGUUUCUCAUGGAGUGUUUCCAGAAGAAUCCCACGCUCCGCAUCUCCGCAAAACGCCUCCUCAAGCAUCCAUGGAUCCUCAGCGCCAAGCGGACUGUCCCUGCAGUACCCACAAAACCUACCGAAUAUCAGGAAGCAGUCAAGUCCGUGCAGGAAUGGAACGAGGCCUUAAAGUCGCCCAGUUCCCUUCGCCGAAGCUCUCGUCUCGUGUCGGGCUUGCAGAAAGCUUCGCCUGCUGCCGCCAACGGUACGGGUGCCUCAUCUCGCAAGAUCCCGGCCAAUGUUAAUCUCAACAUCCCAAAGCACAGACCUACCGCAGAGUCGUUCCGCUCGCCGGAACUAGAGCAUGACGAUAACUGGGAUAAUGACUUUGCUGAAAGCAUAUCGCCCCGCGCCCUGCAGAUGCCACACCUCAAGCCUCAGGACAACUUUGGUGGUCUGUUUUCGAGCGACAGGCUCAAGGCUUUCGCCAGCUUUGAGUCGGUCACGGAGAUGCCUGAGUUUGGGGAUGGGGAGGCUACUGUGAAGAGCCCGAUGAAUAUGGCACAAUUCCAGAGCUUCCCAAAGGCCUCGGGUCAUAGAGCGAUCGAGAGGUCGAGAGGGGUCAAUGGUAGGCCUAGGACGUCUGCUUCGUCUUCGAAUACGUCGUCAAGAUCAAAUUCCAACGCUUCAAUAUCAGAGCACGAGGAUAGGUAUGAUGCUCAGCCAAGAACGGCGUUUCUGCGAGGUACACCAAGGGCAACGCAGUCCCCCAAGCCAAAGCCUAAAGCGCCAGCGCGGCCCAGUCAACUAUUCCGCGAGGAUACUGUCGAGGAUUACUCCGACCUCAUGCCAGCUGAUGAAGGUGCCUUUGAGCGCAAAUUGGCGUCUAUGCAAUACGCACAUCCGCCAGCCAUAUCAUCCAGACAAGUAGUCCUCACCAACUCCAGUCCACCAUCUGACACUUUCUCUCCACGGCUGUUCCAUCCCAGCGAUCUGAAAGCAGGGCCCAAGUCAACACGCGACGUCAAGUCGAACGGCAACAUCCACCAGAGAUCAGCAAGCUCAACAUCCACACGGGGAAAGCUGCAACGAACGCAGUCGCAGAUUGAGAUCCAAAAGUACGCCGAGAACGAAAGCGAUGAUUUCUCUGAUGUCUUUGGCGAUAUCAAGAGUCAACUUGCUAAUCCCAGCCGAGCCGAAAGUGAUAGUGGUAGUGAGCACAGUAGUCUUGCCAUGAUCACAUCCAAGAUGGCGAACUCUUUCAUCAUAGCUGACGAAGAUGACCUUGAUCCAUUCGCGAACCUUGAUGAGGGACUUGACAACAUCAACCUGGAGAACAAUGUCGCUCGAGAUCGGGACGAUCGGUUGACAAAGAUGACAGAAAGUCUUGUGGGUUGCUUGAAGACUAGUCAACCUGACGACGAACUGCUCGAUAUUGCAGAUCAAUUACUACAGGUGCUACACGAGUCCCCAGACAAGCGAUCAAUCAUACUACGAAGUCAUGGCAUGUUGCCUAUACUGGAGAUUCUUGGAACUAGGCCGCACAACGAAGUGGUACUGCCUCUUCUGAAAAUCAUCAACUUGAUCAUCUUGGAAGACUCUGAAUCACAAGAAAGCUUGUCUUUCCUAGGUGGUAUCCCGACCAUUUGCUACUUUGCCUCCAAGAAGUUCCCAAGCGACAUCCGAAAAGAGGCUGCAGCUUUUGUGCGGCAAAUGUAUCAAACAAGCACACUGACGCUACAGAUGUUUAUUGGCUGUGGUGGUAUCAAUGUGCUAGUCGAGUUCCUAGAAGAAGACAUCGAUGCUGAGCGCGAUCUGGUCCUCAUCGGAGUCAAUGGCGUCUUUGGCGUUUUCGAAUUGCAAGGACCCACCCCUAAGAACGACUUUUGUCGCAUCUUCUCAAGAUCAAGCGUACUAUAUCCUCUCAGCUUGGUGCUGAAUCGCAUGGUGGAGGAGGAUGGAGAGGUUGCACGCCUGAUCGUGGGCAGGAUCGUACAGAUUUUCCUCAUCUUCUCACAAGCAGAAAGUCAUGUCAAGGAUCUCGUAGCGGAUCGAAUGAUUCUGAAGCGUGUAUUGAAAGAUCUCCGCAAGAUGUCACCACCACAUCAAAUCACCAUGCUCAAGUUCAUUAAGAAUCUAAGCUCCCUCUCCUCGACGCAUGAAGCCCUCCAGAACUCCAACGCGAUCGACAUCCUAAUUGAACUACUCAAGUCAACUCGGCAAAAAGACGCCAUGAGCCGCAGCCAACACCGAUCCGCUUCCGAUCCAGCUCGACUACCACCCUUCCACCGCGAGAUCUCGAAUCAAAUCCUCAAUACGAUGUACAAUCUGUGUAGGCAUAAUAAGAGCAGGCAGGAGGAGGCUGCGUUGUCGGACAUUAUCCCUUUACUGAAGGAAGUUGUGCGCGAAGGCGGCCCUCUCAAAGAGUUCGCAUUGCCGGUGCUGCUUGAGAUGGUCAACUCGGGCAAGGUUGCACGGAAGAUGCUGUGGGAUGCGAAGGGUCUGGCAUUCUACGUGUCGCUACUAGGCGAUCGCAAUUGGGCGGUGACAGCCCUGGAUGCCAUUUUCGUGUGGCUCCAGGAAGAGACCGCACGCGUCGAGCAAUACCUCCUCUCCUCGCAAUCGAGCUUUACCGUCGCCAUCAUCUCCGCAUACACCUCGGCUGAUCUACCGCACUCGACCUUUGAGAACAUGCUCGAGCCGCUGCAGAAGCUUGUCCGUUUAUCCCCACCAAUUGCUGCAUCUCUCGCAGUACCGGAGAUCUUCAAUCGCACCGAACAGAAGCUGGGACACAAGGAUGCUGUGACGCGUCUCAACUUUCUCCGUAUUCUGCGGACGAUCUGUGACGCGAAGGAUGAGGGCUGCUGGCUCAUACGCGCUUUCGGCUGCUAUGAUCGUAUCAGCUGGCUCAUGGAACACGAUUCUGCCGUGUUAGUACGCCAGAUGGCUGAAGAGCUCGUCCGCGCAUGCGACGAAGUCGAGCUCUCGGGCAUCAGCAAAGGAUCAAACGGCAAGCGAAGCAUCAGUCGUGCUUCAGCCGUAGGCAUGAAUCUUCGUCGUCCACCAUCGUCAGCCGGUCGACGAGACGGUUCCGGCUCUAGCACCGGCUCUACACUGGUCGGCAGUGGCAUGGGUCUAACACCACCCACGCCCAAUUCUCUCAAAUCUACAUUCAUGCUCCCACCCAUGUCCAAUACGCCAACAGGACGCGGUGGCAUUACGAGGUCCCAAUCAUCAACAGCAAUGUGGGAUCUCGCCGAAGAUCCCUCUGCUGUCCCUCCUUCCUCCGGACGCUCAAAACCACCCGCUCUAGCACGCAGUUCAACCUCCUUUGCAGCUCUACAAUCCAACAACAGCACACCAACUGGUCCCCGUACAUCCUCACGCCCACCAUCCCGUGACGCAGCAACAAGCCUUGCACGCAUAGAAGCGAACAACAACGCAAAAUCGUCUUCCCGUCUCCCUAAAGCCCGGGUUGGUCGUCUCGGCGAAGCGAUCAUGAGACGACGUCAAAGUACCGUUGGUGGCGAGAAUGAGAUGCCGGGUCAUAGUACACCGACUCCCACUCCCACUCCGACGACUAGUAACGCGCCGCCGCUUCCCCGUUUGCAGAUUGUGAGAAGGAGGAGGGAGACUAGUGGGGGAGAGAUGAGUACAGCGGCGAGGAAGGGCGUUGCGCCGGAUUAG